UUAAAUUUUCUAUCUUUGAUACAACUCUUACAUAAUUAUUAACUUAUUAUCCAUCAUAAAGAGUGCAUGGAUGGAGUUAAUAAUAAUGAAGCGGAAGAGAAAGUAAGACCUGGUAACUGGUCGUUAAGGAUCAACAGAGGAUAAUGCAGGCCUUACCAGGCGGUAUGGAUAGCGUUGCCAUGACAUCUGAACUGCGAUUCCUCCCACCCUGGGCUAGGUCACAGUUAGCACACAUUCUGGAAGUCACACACGGGUGGCGGGAAGUGAUGGGUCGUGUGCCCAGCAGCCCCUGGCAACCUGGCAGCCCCAUUCCUCAAGACCUUCACUACCCAAAGAAAUAUUCUUCAGAUGAUAUACACCUAAUAUCAGAGGAAUGUGUAAGAGAUCGGCGGGAAGGUUUUGAGGUGCUAUUAGAGGAGUGGGGUACAAGUGGGAGGCAACGCCCCACCGUACAAGACCUGCUUGAGCUUCUGCGACUUGCUAAACUCUACCGUGCCAUGGACUACCUCACUAUUAAUGUUCUUCAUGGAGAAGCCCUGCCAAGACAAGAUGGUGAUCCCAUUGAAGAUUUGGAUAAGGCAUUACAAGAAGGACUGAGGACUUAUGAUAAUUUUAUCCAAGAGAUGGGUGCCUCUGGAGAAGUUCAAGAUAUCCCAAGCUCUUAUACUAUUGAUGAACCAAGUAGUGAUGACUUGGCUCUCACUAUAGCACCUGUUAUUGAUGACAAAACAAAAGUGAUAGGUACUUGCAAUAACCUAACUCCUGGACAGUCUCAAGCAGAAUCUCCACCUCUUGAUACUGAAGUCUUACAGGAUUUACAAAGCUCUGGUUUUACACAUUUCAGUUAUUCUUUACUGAAGGAAAUUACUAAUAACUUUUCCGAUGUGCCUACAGACCUAGGAGGGUGUAAAUUGGGUGAAGGAGCAUUUGGUGUUGUGUACUUGGCCAAAAUAUUUCAGGGCGGUCAUGAGAAAAAAGUUGCUGUGAAAAGACUCAACUCUGGAGAGAUCAAAGUUGAGGGUCAAUUUAAAACAGAAAUUGAAGUCCUGUCAAGGUGUAUUCACGAGAACUUGUUGCCACUUGAGGGCUUCUCUUGCGAUGGCCCCGACUGGUGUCUUGUAUAUGCCUACAUGCCCAAUGGAAGUCUUCAAGACCGUCUAGCUUGCUCUGGUGGGAGCGAACCUCUUGACUGGCAGAUACGUGUGCGUAUAGGCGAGGGAGCAGCACGUGGCAUUGUCCAUCUUCACACCUAUCAGGAGCGACCACUUGUUCAUCGUGAUAUAAAGAGUGCCAAUAUCUUGUUGGAUGGCAGUUUCACUCCCAAGGUUGGUGACUUUGGCCUUGUUCACCUUGGAGGCAGCGGAACUCACACGAGGACACUGAUCAAAACAACAACAGUGUUUGGCACAUCGGCAUACAUGGCCCCUGAGGCAUUUAGAGGAGACAUAUCGGUCAAAAUGGACACAUUCAGUUUUGGAAUUGUUCUGCUGGAAUUGCUGACUGGCUUGCCAUCCUAUGAUGAAGAACGUGAGGGAUGUGACUUGUUGUCACAUGUUCAGGAGAGCGAAGCAGAAGUGGAAGAGUUGCUAGAUACUCAGGCUGGUACUUGGGACAUGAACAUUGCUUCUCACCUGUUUGCUUUGGUUGGACUCUGCACUGAGGCAAAGAAGAAAAGGCCAACAAUGGUGCAAGCACUCUAUAAUUAUUCCCAAAUUAUAAAUAAACAACUAGAUUAAAUUUUCUCUGCCCUUGUUCAUCACAUACAUUUACGAAAUAUGAAUAAAGCACAGUAUGUAAAAUUUACAGUGUGCUUAGUACAAAAAAAUACUGAAAUCUUUUUGAAUAAAUAUUUGAAAG
Molecule: messenger RNA, 1857 nt
Organism: Cherax quadricarinatus
Lineage: Eukaryota; Metazoa; Arthropoda; Malacostraca; Decapoda; Parastacidae
Product: interleukin-1 receptor-associated kinase 4
Biological process (GO): protein phosphorylation; signal transduction
Molecular function (GO): ATP binding; protein kinase activity; protein binding
Source: RefSeq, a predicted model, not a curated record